AGAGUCUCGUUUCUUGAAAAACUAUUUUAAAAAUAUAUUUAAAAAUAUUAAUUUACUCCAUUGACAAUGGUCAUCACUAAGCUGCCACGGAAUCCUGGGCCAAAAUACAACCUGAGUAACAUGACACGUCUCGGGCCCGUCACAACAAACGGGGCCUCGCUGGCGCCGAAGUAUAAGGAGAUUCGUACAACGCGUACGCCCGGGCCGGCCGCUUACAACACCGUGCCCUGCAUGUCCGCCACUUUGCCCACGAUACCGUCGUGUUUCAUAGGGUUAGUAUACCAGUAUUAUGUACAAGUGAUUAGACGGAACUGUAUGAAGAAAUCGUUUCGCACACCGGCGCCGAACGCUUACGCCUUGGCCACCACCAUCGGCAACCAGGUGCCCAAUAUUCCGUCGGCUCCGAUGCACACGAUUUUGGGACGGCACGAUGAACCGGGACGUGGCGGCGGCAGACGGGGCGCGGCGUGGUACAAGUCCCCAGGACCGGCGCGCUACUCGGCCGUGGCGUUAGAACACGUCAAGAAGCAGACGCCCAGGCCCGUGAUUCUCGGACGCUAUGAUCCGAAAAUGAGAGGCAAACGUACACCCGCUCCCAACGCCUACUUCCCCCCCGCCGGACCGGCGUCACCCUUCGCCAACGCGCCACAGUACACGAUUGGUGGCCGAAUGAAGCGUGCGGCAAAUCCGUUUUACACGGCCGCGGACAAAGUGCCCGACUGGGAGUGAUUUUUAAACAAGUCAAACCAAAAACAGCAUAAUACAUUACCUAUAUUGAAUAUCGAAUCCGGACGAAUAGGUACCUUUCGUUUGUGCCAUAGAGUAAUAUUACUCUAUGGUUUGUGCUCAUAUCCUUUCAAAGGUUAGUGGCAAUUUAUUUAGACAACGAUUUCCGGAUUUUGCGCCCAAGGGCGAACAUUUAUGGCGCCUCUUUUCAACAUUUUUUUUAACAUAGUAGUCGUAGUUAAUUUUUUUUUUCUUAGGAUCAUAAAAUUAAUUUUUUAACUAUGUUUCCCUUUCUCAAUGACAACUUUUAUUUGCAGUUAAUUCUUAGCAAUGUUUAGCCUUUUUAAAAGUAUAUCGUUCCGUACACCAGCACCAGGUU
Myzus persicae (green peach aphid) is the source of this 1105-nucleotide messenger RNA. RefSeq names its product outer dense fiber protein 3-like protein 2. NCBI's taxonomy places the organism in Eukaryota, Metazoa, Arthropoda, Insecta, Hemiptera, Aphididae. The record is from RefSeq and is a predicted model, not a curated record. Bases 67 to 729 code for a protein of 220 amino acids. The transcript is spliced from 2 exons.